This is a messenger RNA of Malaya genurostris, 6500 nucleotides long. It is a transcript of the gene pns, whose product is annotated as DENN domain-containing protein 5B. The transcript is spliced from 14 exons. Gene Ontology annotation, molecular function: guanyl-nucleotide exchange factor activity; small GTPase binding. The coding region runs from base 860 to 5425 and encodes 1521 amino acids. The record is from RefSeq and is a predicted model, not a curated record. Lineage: Eukaryota; Metazoa; Arthropoda; Insecta; Diptera; Culicidae.
AUAUCUUUGUCUUUCUUUUAAUAUUGACGUGCAUGAAUAGAAAUUUUUCGCUACGUAGUUCGAAACUCAAGUAGUUAAAGUGGGAUUGCUUCAUUUUAAAAUACCAAAUAUUCGUGCAAUUCAAUGCAUGACAAUGCGUUUAUUAAUUCCUACAAUUCUUUCUACGAGUAUGCACCAAUAGGUGAUACUUUGAACUACACUAACGACGGUGACAAAGAAUUCGAGCGGAACGUUCGGAGUAGUUUUUAUCGAUUGUCGACGUGCAAAUUACAGAAAAAAAUAAAUAAAUGGGAAAUUAAGCCACUCCACAAAGGAAUGCAACGUGGAUAAAAACAAUUGAAGUGUGAUAUAAGAGUUAGGAAAGCAGAAAUACCAAUUGAAAUGAUGCUGCAAAGAUGAAGUGGUAACAGAAACGAGAAAUAAUAAAAAGGAAAGAAAAUCGAUCUUCAAGCAAUCAAAAAUCUUCCUUCCUCACUGAUUUCAGUGACGGCAGGAGAAUUCAUAUGUUUAAGUGCUAUCUUUCUCAUGUAAUCUGGAAGCAGUACAUGUGUUAGUGUUUUUUCUCAUGGUUCGCUAAAAAGUCUGGCUUUGACGUAUUGAAGUAAAAAAUACAAGUGUGUUUUGGCCAAGAAGGUCAUCAGAUUGUGGUGUUUUGUGUGUACAUCUGCGAGCAAAGCGUGUAUUACUUAAUGCUAUCAUUGCGCCCUCUGUUUAGUGGGACUAAUUUCGACAAGUGAUUUUUCAUAAGAAAUGAGUUGGUGAAAAUUUUAUAUAACGUAAAAACAACUCCGCAUAGCCAAAGCAACCAUUCGGUCAUUGUCAGCCACGAUACCUUGCCCUCUUCUUAUCACGUCUUAUUAUGAGUGAUGAAUCCAAUGGCCUCAACAGCAAUGGUCAUACCAGCGAGCAGCAAGAUCCCAGCGUAUCUACUGGAAAAGCUUCUAGUAGUCUGGAUGAAUCCACCGCCGGACUGGAUCCCACUGGCAAACCAAAAGGACUGAAUGAAAGUGUUCAGCAGCAAUUUUGUCGUUUUGCAGAUUAUUUCGUGAUCUGUGGCCUGGAUCUUGACUCUGGCCUUGAACCUGAUCUGUUUGCAGGUGACAGUCUGCACUGCUCCCCACUAGAUCGAGCAUAUAAGAGCAAACCGUUGGCGCAUUAUCCGGAGAAUGUCGCAUGGAACCCGUUCGAUGCACAUGGCAUCUGUAUGCUUUCCUUGCCACAGGGGUUGCGUUUCCGAACGCAGAAACACAACAUUGAGCCCCGAUUUCACGCGUUUGCAACUACCCGAGAGGAUGGCAAGCGAUGUUACGGUUUUAGCUUGGUGUUCUACGAGGAGGUACGCAACCGACAGAUUUGCAGUGCCAUGCACACUCUACAAUCGAUGUUCAUCACGGAGAUAUCUAGUUCCCAGCAACCUCCCCCCGCGACAUUACGACGGGUGAAGGAAAGUCCUGUGAGUCGAUCCUUGCCGAGACACUUCAAGAUUGCUGCACAAGCUCCAGCGUCCGCUCUGAGCUAUUACGAUAUUACUAAGGAUAAGUUGUAUGUAGCUAAAAGUCUUUCGCUCGUCUGUCAGGUGCCGUAUGCUCACGUCGCUGAGUUGUUCCUUAAGAAUCUCUUCAAGUGUCUUCCCCGCCAUCCCGGAUCUCGACUUAGUCUCGAGAGUUACGUGUACAAUAUUCUGUACGAGGUAUCCACACCCCCUCCAGGAAAGUCCAUCCGAAUAUAUAUACCACCAGAAGAACCUCAUCUACCUCCAAUUGCCACAAUUUUGCAACGACCUGCACUAAAAGAUGAACUUCCUUUCAUGGAUUUUCCGCUCAGAUUGCUGUUUACCUAUUUGAGUGUAGAUUGUGCAAUACAGCUGUUCACCUGCGUACUACUAGAGAACCAAGUGUUGCUGCGUUCUUCCGAUUACCAGAAGCUCACCAUCAUAGCAGAAUGUAUAACAUCGCUUCUGUUCCCUUUUCAGUGGCAGCACGUUUAUGCACCAAUACUUCCCGCGUCUCUGCACCAUUUUCUGGAUGCUCCGGUACCUUUCGUGAUGGGUCUACAUUCGGAUUCCGAUAGCAGUGUACGCAUUGGUAGUGAAGCCAAUCUAUGCUAUGUAGAUAUCGAUAAAAAGUCUGUACAACUUCCCGAAGAAUUACCGGCUUUUCCACAUCGUCAUGACUUUAUUGCCGAAAUAACCGCCGUGCUCGAUAAGUACCAAGUACCUCGUGAUAGAUCGCUGGAUCCACCGUCAAUCCUCAGUCCAAAGAAUCUCCUCAAAGAUCACGAUAUGAUGACGACUAGUUGUACAUUGCCUUCGGGACUGCAUAUCAGAAGAAAACAUUCGCUGCACGAUGUUCUCGAUUGGGACCGCCCUAGUUCACCUGACUUACCACUUCCUACAACUGCGGUACCCUCACGACCAGACGUUCGUCAACGAAUCGUAGAUAUAGUCCGGCGUAGUGGCGGAGACGAAGUCGACUCCGGUACCAAUGAAGUUAUGCCCAGCGCCAAGCAGAAACAACCUCUCAGUACUCUGGAACAAUACUACGAAGAUCUGAAACUGAACAAUUCCAUUAGAGAGAUUUUCCUCAACAGAUUCGUACAGAUGUUUGCCGCGUACGAGCAAUUUGUGAUUCUCCCAAAUCAGGAUAAAGAAGACUGGCUUAGUAAUCGCGAAUCUCUACACAACUUCGAUAAAGCUUCGUUUCUUUCGGACCAGCCGCAGCACCAUCGACCGUUUCUAUCGCAGUUUCUAGAAAGUCAAAUGUUUGUGACAUUAAUUGACAACAAGAUCAUGCUCUCUUGGGGUGAUGACGGAGGAAAUGGCUGUUCCCUCGAUAGCUUAAACGGUGAUGUGGAAUACAAUCUGAAGCUGUUUGACAAUCGCAUUAGAAUUCUGAAGAAACGUUACGGAGGCGAAAGUAUGAUCCGCACCGCAAACUACGAGCCCUGCUUGCUGGCACGAGAAACUCAGAAGCUUUUGGACAAGCGACUGGCCAGUGUUGAUAUGGAGGUAUCACCGCCCAGUGAAAUCUUGGACAAGCGACCUCCGUACUACCGAAGUUUUCCAUUACUGGAAAAAACCGUACUGAACCAGGAGUGCGCCUCGAGGGGUAGCAGUUUGAGGAGAGUCAAGAAUGGCUCCAAAUGGAAGGUGAAAGAGAUUUCCCUGGACAGUGGCAAUAAGGAAAACGAUGGCGGUGGAAAUAAGUCGAACCGAAACUCGGCCAACCUUUCGGGAACGGAAAUCAGUCCUGCACUCAUGGCGCAAGCGAACUGGACGUUUGUGGAAAAAUUACUGAAGGACUGCAAAAGUAAAACCAAACGCAUGCUACUGGAGAAAAUGGGAACCGAAGCAAUCGAACUGGGUCUAAGUGGGGAGGCAUCGGUGAUCGGAGUGGAGGAAAACACGAUGAUCGCUUCGUUGUGUGACUUACUUGAAAAGGUAUGGUCCCACGGUUUGGUGAACAAACAGGGAAAAUCGGCUCUCUGGACGCACUUGACGGCCUACUUGGAAAUAAAAGACUGUCAAAACCCGAGCAAGCAAAUCGAUACCAACUAUCUAACACCUGCAUUGGCGUGGACGGUUAUGAGAAAGCGGAUGGAUUCGAGUUGCACUAGUCCAAAAUCAAGUUUUAAUCGCAAUGAUAAAAACACUAAGCUCACCAUUAGUCCUACUGAAACAUCCAAGAGCAAUAAUGGUGGUAGUUCCAAUAAUAGCAAUAGUAGAACCAGAUUUAACAAAAUGAUUCAACUUAAACGUAACUCAAAUAAACCUCCCCGGGUUGCGAAUCGCAACGAACCUAUUUCUUUGUCCUCGCCGGAAAUGUCUCCUACAGCCGCUAGUCGGUUGAGCAAUUUUGUGUUGCCUAGCAUAAUUGCUAAUUUGGUGGGGUCAAAGUACGCGAGUGUACCGACGAGCGAUAAAAUUCACGGUAGUACCAAUGAUUUAUCAUCGCUGGCAAUCGAACCGGAGAUACCUCUUUCGCCAACCAGAGGUCGCUCGAAGUCGCGUGAUCGAAAAAGUUUAGGACCUGAACAGCUGCGACCAUUACCUGAAUCCUUGGAAUUCGAUAUAAGAAACAUACUCGCAAUGACUGACAUCAAAACUCACAUCGGUUAUGCGCGAGCCUGGGUACGAUUGGCCCUGGAAAAGAAACUGCUGUCCCGCCACCUUCGGUCACUUUUAUCAGACACGGCUCUCUUGCGACAACUGUACAAACGUUCUGGUUUCGUUCGAUGUGACGAUGAAGUGGAACAAUUUUUGUAUCAUCUGCUAACAUUGAAUGCAGUCGACUAUUUUUGUUUCACUAACACUUAUCCUACGACUAAGCUACCGUACCGAGUUGUGAUAUUUCCGUCAAAGAAAGGUUCUGCCGCAACAACUUCGUCCAAUGUGUGGAUUGCUAUUUCUGGAACUUUGGGGGAAACGCAGCAGAUUAGCGUUCCGCGGCAUUCUUUAGAAUUCGUCUUUCAUCACAAAACAUUGGGAAUUUUGACAUCGCUGAGGAUCGGCCACGAUGACACGGGUAUGUCUUCGAAAUGGCUAGUUGAACAUGUCGUUGUCAGAAAUGAAGUUACUGGUCACACUUAUAAAUUCCCUUGUGGUCGAUGGCUCGGGCGCGGCAUAGACGAUGGAUCAAUCGAGCGGUUGCUAAUUGGACAACUGGUGCCACGUACCGUGGAUAGUGAGGAAUUGGUUGAAGCCUGUAGAACACCUCCGCGAACACGUAGUCCCAGUAUCCAACGCCCGGAGAUACGACCUUCUGACAUUCAGCACAUGUUAGGCGAUUGCGUGAAUGCAAUCGUUAAGUGGCACUAUCGACCAAGUCGAGAAAGAGAUGCCAGUUCACUAACGAAUUUACUCUGUGGAGAGAAUGGACUAGUCAAGUGCUUGGAACAAGCAUUUCUUUGCGGUUUCCGUUCACAACGACUGUUCGGAAGGAACCUUUAUCUGUGGGAUUACUUUGUUCGGGUUAAAGAACAGUUCGAGGCUAGCCUGGUUGAAGAAUCGGUCGACAUGGUUCGAGGAGGAGGUUCGGCCAGCAAUUCACCUCCUACGAGUGGCUCUAGCCCGGAGUCUCCUCCGCAAGGUUCAACGACUGUGCAUCCCCCUGUGGCAAGGCAAGAACUUUCUGCCGUAUGGCGAUGUUACUGCCAUUUAAUGGAUGAAAUUAACAAUGUCAAACAGACGCUCGGUAAGGAUGGACGAUUCCAACUAUUCAUCUGCCUUAGCAUACGAGAGCACCUCCUUCAUCGUAUGCUGGUGCCUAUGGCUUAUACUAGGGUUACUACCGAGAUGUACGAAGAACAGAGUUUUAUGCGCAAGAAAGGUCUACUGACAUUCCUACGACAAAUUUUGGAGCCCUUAGAUGAGUUCCAUAUAGUUUUGGAAAACUCUAUCACUCAAGGCAUCGGAUCUCAGUGUUAGGUUGUGUUGGUGCAGAGCACCCCUCAAGUAAUCAUUCGAAUGUCGCCGAAAACUAAAUACUCAACUAAUCCUAUGCUCUUAUUUUCGAAACUCAUUUUUCAAUUAUAAACAAUUAUAAGAAUGUUGCGUAGAACAAAUAUUUUUUACAUGUAACUUUGAUAAAUUCAUCACAAAUGGAUGAGCAAAUGAGUGAUUGAAAUCAAUGGCCAAAGAUUAGAUUUUUUCAAAUACGUUAUUCAUAUAUUUUCAAAUUUUUUCGUUCUAUGUUGUAAUUAUAUCAAAUAUGAUUUUAAUUUGAUUUGUUAUGCAUUAUCUAUUUUGAUGGUUUUAAGAGGUUAUGUUCAGCGUUCUCGUUUAAGUGGAACUAUAUUUCGUUGAAAACAAAAUUUGUGCCAAAAUUGAGUUGAAAAAAGUGAAACAGUAGAAACUUUAAAUAAUCUAAUAAAUUGGGUAUAACCCAACUGUGAAUAAUUUCCAUAGUAAAGGACCAUUCGACCACAACACGUAGAUGCAUAAAUAUAAAUGCUAACAAAUGAAAAUUCAAUGGUUCAAUGUAUUAAAGAUUUUUUAAACGAAGAAACAACACACUCUCGGAAAUCUAAAUAUUACCAAAAACUAAUGCAGCUUUUUUCAGUGAAACAAAUUUACCACUAUUCAACAAAAUAUACUUCCGUUUCCGAAGAAAAAUACUUGAACGUAGUAUCAACAUUAGUCAACAUUAGAGUUGUGAAGCUGUAGUACGGUUCCUAAGUUAAGAGAACAUUUAAAAACUAGUAAUAAAAAGCACUCCCAUGGACAAAACUAUUCCGUCUUUCAAAUUGAAAAUAUCAACCGAAACAAAAACUUCUAAUUGUGCCCCAAAAGAUCUUCCGGAGAAAUUGAAUUUACUGAACCUGAGGGAAUAGCGCUUUUCAUAAUUAACAUUCGAUCAACGAAAACGAUUUCAUCUAAAUCCUAAUUGUAUGAUUGUAUGUGUUUGUUGUAGCUGACAAUGGAAUACAGGUUUAUGUUUAUGAAGUAGAAAAAGUAACUUGUAUGGAUCAGAUUGGUAUGAAAAUAAAAUCGGCUCUACUUG